Molecule: messenger RNA, 8376 nt
Organism: Scophthalmus maximus (turbot)
Lineage: Eukaryota; Metazoa; Chordata; Actinopteri; Pleuronectiformes; Scophthalmidae
Gene: mtor
Product: mechanistic target of rapamycin kinase
Exons: 59
Coding region: 171-7934 (2587 amino acids)
Biological process (GO): TOR signaling; protein phosphorylation; negative regulation of macroautophagy
Cellular component (GO): TORC1 complex; TORC2 complex; nucleus
Molecular function (GO): protein binding; protein-containing complex binding; protein serine/threonine kinase activity
Source: RefSeq, a predicted model, not a curated record
GAAAGCAGAACGCCUGCUAGCUUUUCUGGAGUCGGUCCAACUCAACAGGGAGAUAUCCUCGCUAGCAAACCUUGCCCCGUCCCGACCGGGUGGACGUAAAAUGAGCGAGAUCCUGCGAGCGCCGGACAACAAUUGAGUGGCUGGUAAUAUUGCUAUAAGCACGUGGGGCCAUGGUGAUCAUGUCAGGCACAGCCACUGUGCUGCAGCAGUUUGUCAGCGGGCUGAAGAGUCGAAACGAAGACACCAGGGCAAAGUCUGCCAAAGAUCUGCAGCACUAUGUGACCACGGAGCUCAGAGAGUUGAGCCAAGAUGAAGCCACUACAUUCUAUGAUGAGUUAAACCACCACAUUUUUGAACUGGUAUCCAGUUCUGAUGUGAAUGAGAGAAAAGGAGGCAUUCUAGCCAUUGUGAGUCUGAUUGGAGUCGAGGGAGGCAAUGCCACCAGGAUCAGCCGCUUUGCCAACUACCUGCGCAACCUGCUCCCCUCCAGUGACCCUGUGGUGAUGGAGAUGGCCUCUAAAGCCAUGGGCCACCUGUCCAUGGCAGGGGACACCUUUACUGCUGAAUAUGUGGAGUUCGAGGUGAAAAGGGCCCUGGAGUGGUUGGGAGCAGACAGGAAUGAAGGCAGACGCCACGCUGCAGUGUUGGUGUUGAGGGAGCUGGCUGUGAGCGCACCCACGUUCUUCUUCCAGCAAGUGCAGCCCUUCUUUGAUAACAUUUUUUACGCUGUAUGGGAUCCCAAGCAGGCCAUCCGAGAAGGGGCUGUAGCUGCCCUGCGAGCCUGUCUCAUCCUCACCACACAGAGGGAGACCAAGGAAAUGCAGAAACCACAGUGGUACAAGCAAACCUUUGAGGAGGCAGAAAAAGGCUUCGAUGAGACUUUGGCCAAAGAGAAAGGAAUGAAUCGUGACGACAGAGUCCACGGUGCCCUUCUGAUCCUGAAUGAGUUGGUUCGCAUUAGCAGCAUGGAAGGAGAGCGAAUGCGUGAGGAGAUGGAGGAGAUCACACAGCAGCAGCUGGUCCACGAUAAGUACUGCAAGGAGCUGAUGGGAUUUGGAACCAAGCCCCGCCACAUCACACCCUUCACUAGCUUCCAGUCGGUGCAGCCACAGCAGUCAAACGCCCUCCUGGGCUUGUUGGGCUACAGCACGCCUCAGGGCUUCCUCACCUUCGGAGCCGCACCGGCACCCGCUAAGAACUCUCUGGUGGAGAGCCGAUACUGCCGUGAGCUGAUGGAGGACCGAUUCGAUCAGGUGUGUCGGUGGGUGCUGAAAUACAAGGCCAGUAAAAACCCUCUGAUCCAGAUGACCAUUCUCAACCUGCUUCCACGCCUGGCUGCUUUCCAGCCUCACACCUUCACAGACCAGUAUCUGUCAGACACCAUGGGCUACCUGCUGGGCUGCUUGAAGAAGGAGAAGGAGAGGACGGCUGCUUUCCAGGCCCUGGGGCUGCUGGUAGUUGCCGUCAGGGCAGAAAUCCAGCCAUACCUCUCGAAGAUCCUUGAGAUCAUCAAGGCUGCCCUGCCACCGAAGGACUUUGCACACAAGAGGCAGAAGACCAUGCAGGUGGACGCCACGGUGUUCACUUGUAUCAGCAUGCUUUCCAGAGCCAUGGGUCCCAGCAUCCAGCCAGACAUCAAGGAGCUGCUGGAGCCCAUGUUGGCCGUGGGCCUCAGUCCUGCACUGACGGCAGUGCUCUAUGACCUGAGCCGGCAGAUCCCCCAGCUGAAGAAGGACAUUCAGGACGGUCUUCUGAAGAUGCUCUCCCUGGUGUUGAUGCACAAGCCGCUGCGGCACCCUGGCAUGCCCAAAGGCCUCGCUCACCAGCUGUCCUCACCAAGCCUCACAAACAUCCCUGAGGCAAGUGAUGUCGGCAGCAUCACGCUGGCUCUGCGCACUCUUGGAAGCUUCGAAUUUGAGGGACACUCUCUCACCCAGUUUGUGCGCCACUGUGCCGAUCACUUUCUGAACAGCGAACACAAGGAGAUCCGAAUGGAGGCGGCUCGAACCUGCUCACGCCUUCUUACCCCCUCCAUCCACAUGAUCAGCGGCCAUGUUGUCAGCCAGACAGCCGUGCAGGUUGUCGCGGAUGUGCUCAGCAAGCUGCUUGUUGUUGGAAUCACUGACCCAGAUCCUGAUAUUCGAUACUGCGUGUUGGCAUCCCUCGAUGAGCGAUUUGACACCCAUCUCGCACAGGCGGAAAACUUGCAGGCGCUUUUUGUGGCGCUGAACGACGAGGUGUUCGAGAUCAGAGAGUUGGCCAUCUGCACAAUUGGGCGCCUCAGCAGCAUGAACCCUGCCUUUGUCAUGCCCUUCCUACGCAAGAUGCUCAUCCAGAUCUUAACAGAGUUGGAGCACAGUGGUGUCGGCAGGAACAAAGAGCAGAGCGCUCGUAUGCUUGGCCACCUGGUCUCCAAUGCCCCCCGCCUCAUACGGCCGUACAUGGAGCCCAUCCUCAAGGCUCUCAUCCUCAAACUGAAAGACCCAGACCCCAACCCUGGAGUGGUUAUUAGUGUCCUUGCCACCAUUGGCGAGUUGGCUCAGGCGGUACAUUGGUCCUCAAAGAGGAUUAAGGAAAGCACAGGUACAGGCAGGCAGACCCUGCACUUCAGGCUGAGUGCAGGAGAUUCUCAGGUAGCCCAAGUGUGGAGAGUCGGCUCAGUGCAGGAAAAGGUGAGUGGCCUGGAGAUGAGGAAGUGGAUGGAUGAACUUUUUCCAAUCAUCAUGGACAUGCUGCAAGACUCUUCCUCAUUGGCCAAACGACAGGUGGCGCUGUGGACACUGGGUCAGCAGGUGGCAAGUACAGGCUAUGUGGUGGAGCCAUACCGCAAGUACCCUUCCCUUCUGGAGGUGCUGCUCAACUUCCUCAAGACAGAGCAGAACCAAGGCAUCAGGAGAGAGGCUAUCCGUGUCCUGGGUCUCCUCGGAGCUCUGGACCCCUACAAACACAAGGUGAACAUCGGGAUGAUCGACCAGUCACGCGACGCCUCCGCUGUCAGUCUCUCCGAGUCCAAGUCCAGUCAAGACUCAGCCGACUACAGCACUAGUGAGAUGCUGGUGAACAUGGGCAACCUGCCCCUGGAUGAGUUCUACCCGGCCGUGGCAAUCGUCACGUUGAUGCGCAUCCUGAGGGACCCCUCGCUGUCCAACCACCAUACCAUGGUGGUCCAGGCCGUCACCUUCAUUUUUAAGUCCCUCGGUCUCAAGUGCGUCCAGUUCCUGCCCCAGGUCAUGCCCACUUUCCUCAAUGUCAUCCGGGUCUGUGAUGCCAGUAUCCGAGAGUUCCUCUUCCAGCAGAUGGGAAUGGUGGUGUGCUUUGUGAAGAUCCACAUCCGCCCCUACAUGGACGACAUCUUUACCCUCAUCAGAGAGUACUGGACACCAAACAACCCCAUGCAGAACACCAUCAUCCUCCUGAUCGAGCAGAUUGUGGUGGCACUGGGCGGCGAGUUCAAGCUCUAUCUUCCUCAGCUCAUCCCGCACAUGUUGCGCGUCUUCAUGCACGACAACAGCCCCGGGCGGAGUGUUACCAUCAAGCUGCUGAACGCCAUCCAGCUGUUUGGUGCCAACCUGGAUGACUACCUCCACUUGCUGCUUCCGCCCAUUGUCAAGCUGUUUGAUGCCCCCGAUGUGCCCCUGCAGGCCCGCAAGGUCUCCUUGGAGACACUUGACCGGCUGACGGAGUCCCUGGACUUCACAGACUACGCUUCACGCAUUAUCCACCCAAUUGUUCGGGCACUUGACAGCACGCCCGAGCUGCGCUCCACCUCCAUGGACACCUUGUCCUCGUUGGUGUUCCAGUUAGGCAAAAAGUACCAGAUCUUCAUCCCCAUGGUGAACAAAGUGAUGCUGAAACACAGGAUCAACCACCAGCGUUAUGACAUACUCAUAUGUCGCAUUGUUAAGGGCUACACUCUGGCAGAGGAGGAGGAAGACCCUCUAAUCUUCCAACAUCGCCAGCUUCGUGGUAACCAAGGCGACACUCUGGUCAGCGGACCAGUGGAGGCGGGGCCUAUGAAGAAGCUUCAUGUCAGCACGACGGCACUUCAAAAGGCUUGGGGCGCUGCCAGGAAGGUGUCCAAAGAUGACUGGCUGGAGUGGCUGAGGCGCUUGAGUGUCGUCUUGCUCAAGGAGUCGUCCUCCCCAGCCCUGCGAUCGUGCUGGUCGCUGGCUCAAACAUACAUCCCUCUUGCCAGGGACCUGUUCAACGCUGCCUUCCUGUCUUGCUGGUCCGAGCUGAGUGAGGACCAGCAGGAUGAGCUCAUCCGCAGCAUCGAGCUGGCUCUCACCUCGCAGGACAUCGCCGAGGUCACACAGACCCUGCUCAACCUGGCAGAGUUCAUGGAACACAGUGACAAGGGCCCUCUGCCUCUGAGAGACGAUAAUGGUAUUGUGCUGCUCGGUGAGCGAGCUGCCAAGUGUCGUGCCUACGCCAAGGCUCUGCAUUAUAAAGAGCUGGAGUUUCAGAAAGGUGCUUCUCCUCUCAUCCUGGAGUCUCUUAUCAGCAUCAACAAUAAACUGCAGCAGCCUGAAGCCGCAUCUGGGGUGCUGGAGUACGCCAUGAAACAUUUUGGCGAGCUGGAAAUCCAAGCCACCUGGUAUGAGAAGCUGCAUGAGUGGGAAGAUGCCCUGGUGGCAUACGACAAGAAGAUUGACAUGAACAAAGAGGAUCCAGAGCUCAUCCUGGGCAGGAUGCGCUGCCUGGAGGCCCUGGGAGAAUGGGGCCAGUUACAUCAGCAGUGCUGUGAGGAGUGGACACUGGUGAGCGAGGAAACCCAGGCCAAGAUGGCUCGCAUGGCCGCUGCCGCUGCCUGGGGUCUAGGGCACUGGGACAGCAUGGAGGAGUACACCUGUAUGAUCCCAAGAGACACACAUGAUGGGGCUUUUUAUAGAGCGGUGCUAGCCCUGCAUCAGGACCUCUUCUCAUUGGCCCAGCAGUGCAUUGACAAGGCAAGAGACCUCCUGGAUGCUGAGCUGACGGCCAUGGCUGGAGAGAGCUACAGUCGAGCCUACGGGGCCAUGGUGUCUUGCCAGAUGCUGUCAGAGCUGGAGGAGGUGAUCCAGUACAAGCUGGUUCCAGAGAGGAGGGACAUCAUCAGGGAAACAUGGUGGGAGCGGCUUCAGGGCUGUCAGCGUAUUGUGGAGGACUGGCAGAGGAUCCUGAUGGUGCGAUCACUGGUCAUCAGCCCCCACGAGGACAUGAGGACUUGGCUGAAGUACGCCAGCCUCUGUGGCAAAAGCGGACGCCUGGCUCUGGCCCACAAGACCCUGGUGCUCCUUCUUGGUGUCGACCCCUCCAAGCAACUUGAUCACCCGCUGCCCACAGCCCACCCACACGUCACCUACGCUUAUAUGAAGUACAUGUGGAAGAGUGCCCGCAAGAUCGAUGCCUUUCAGCACAUGCAGCACUUUGUGCAAGGGAUGCAGCAGCAAGCCCAGCACGCCAUCGCCGCCGAGGACCAGCAGCACAAGCAGGAGGUCCACAAACUGAUGGCCAGAUGUUUCCUGAAGCUGGGAGAGUGGCAGCUCAGUCUGCAGGGGAUCAACGAGAGCACCAUCCCCAAGGUUUUGCAGUAUUACAGCCAUUCCACUGAGCAUGACCGCAACUGGUACAAGGCGUGGCACGCCUGGGCGGUGAUGAAUUUUGAGGCGGUGCUACACUACAAACACCAGAACCAAGGACGCGACGAGAAGAAGAAGCUGCGGCACGCCAGUGGUGCCAGUGCUAAUAGUGAGGCCAGCAACAGUGACAGUGAGGCUGAAAGCACUGACCACAGUCCCGUGCCCUCACCCGGCCAGAAGAAGGCCAAUGAGGUGAGAGUCACAGAGGACGAAACCCAGUUCACACCGAUCUGCCGUCAUCAUUCAGUGUUCUCUUCUCCCAGCAGUCCAACCAAGGACCUCUCAAAGACGUUGCUCUUGUACACGGUUCCCGCUGUUCAAGGCUUUUUCCGCUCCAUUUCCCUGUCCAGAGGCAAUAACCUGCAGGACACACUCAGGGUUCUGACUCUAUGGUUUGACUAUGGUCAUUGGCCUGAAGUGAACGAAGCUCUGGUGGAGGGAAUCAAGACCAUUCAAAUCGACACAUGGUUACAGGUGAUCCCUCAGCUCAUUGCUCGAAUCGACACCCCUCGAGCUCUGGUGGGGCGCCUCAUCCACCAGCUGCUAACGGACAUCGGACGGUAUCAUCCCCAGGCUCUGAUCUACCCACUGACUGUGGCCUCCAAGUCCACCACCACGGCACGCCACAACGCUGCUAACAAAAUUCUGAAGAACAUGUGUGAACACUGCAACACUUUGGUUCAGCAAGCCAUGAUGGUGAGUGAGGAGCUUAUCCGAGUGGCCAUCUUAUGGCACGAAAUGUGGCACGAGGGCCUUGAAGAAGCUUCACGUCUGUACUUUGGUGAGCGCAAUGUCAAGGGCAUGUUCGCUGUGCUGGAGCCUCUACAUGCCAUGAUGGAGAGGGGGCCGCAGACCCUCAAAGAGACCUCCUUUAACCAGGCUUAUGGCAGGGACUUGAUGGAGGCUCAGGACUGGUGCAGGAAGUACAUGCGGUCUGGAAAUGUGAAGGACCUGACGCAGGCCUGGGACCUCUACUACCACGUGUUCAGACGCAUCUCCAAACAGCUGCCACAGCUGACUUCCCUGGAGCUACAAUAUGUGUCUCCGAAGCUGCUCAUGUGCCGGGACCUGGAGUUGGCCGUGCCAGGCACUUAUGACCCCAACCAGCCUAUCAUCCGCAUCCAGUCCAUCGCCGCCUCCCUGCAGGUCAUCACGUCAAAACAGCGCCCCCGCAAGCUCACCAUCAUGGGCAGCAAUGGCCACGAAUUCAUGUUCCUGUUGAAGGGCCAUGAGGACCUGAGGCAGGAUGAGAGAGUCAUGCAGCUCUUUGGUUUAGUCAACACACUUCUGGCCAACGACCCUGCGUCCUUACGCAAGAACCUCAGCAUUCAGCGCUACGCAGUGAUCCCCCUGUCCACCAACUCGGGCCUGAUUGGCUGGGUGCCCCACUGUGACACCCUGCACGCCCUCAUCAGAGACUACAGAGAGAAGAAAAAGAUCUUGCUCAACAUUGAACAUCGCAUCAUGUUAAGGAUGGCCCCGGACUAUGACCACCUGACACUGAUGGAGAAGGUGGAAGUGUUUGAACAUGCCGUCAACAACACGGCAGGAGACGACCUGGCCAAGCUCCUGUGGCUCAAGAGCCCCAGCUCCGAGGUGUGGUUCGACAGGAGGACCAACUAUACCCGCUCCCUGGCUGUGAUGUCAAUGGUGGGCUACAUACUCGGACUGGGCGACAGGCAUCCAUCCAACUUGAUGUUGGACCGUUUAAGUGGGAAGAUCCUCCACAUUGACUUUGGAGACUGCUUUGAGGUGGCCAUGACCAGAGAGAAGUUCCCUGAAAAGAUCCCAUUCCGACUGACAAGGAUGUUGACCAACGCAAUGGAGGUGACGGGCUUGGACGGUAACUACCGCAUCACCUGCCACACAGUGAUGGAGGUGCUGCGGGAGCACCGGGACAGCGUCAUGGCCGUGCUGGAGGCCUUCGUCUACGACCCGCUGCUCAACUGGAGGCUCAUGGACACAAACACCAAAGGCAACAAGCGCUCCCGUACCAGGACCGAUUCGUACACCGCUGGACAGUCAGUGGAGGCUCUCGAGGGCAUCGACCUCGGAGAGACCACUCUCAAGAAGCCUGGGACCACAGUGCCUGAAUCCAUUCACUCCUUCAUUGGAGACGGCCUGGUACAACCUGAGGCACUCAACAAAAAAGCUAUUCAGAUCAUCAACAGAGUGAGAGACAAACUCACAGGUCGAGACUUCUCUCACGAUGAGACACUGGACGUGCCAACACAAGUGGAGCUCCUCAUCAAGCAGGCCACAUCCCACGAAAACCUGUGCCAGUGCUACAUUGGAUGGUGUCCAUUUUGGUGAAGAGCUUCCUUCAGCAGCCAAGGAGAAGCACUCAACUGAAACAGAUGUCCGCAGACGCCACAGUGCAGAGCGUCUGUUAACGUCGUUGAAUUGUACGAUCUUUUUCCUGUGACAAGUUUUAAGUUUAUGAGAAAGUAGCUCUGUUUUUAUCAGAUGAUCACAGUUUAAGUCAAAAUGAAGUCAUUGCUCCAAAUGACUCUCCCCACUUCUUCGUCACCGAUAAUCAUUCGCUAAAAGCUAAAAAAGCGUCUUCAGUGGCCAUAGUGUAAUAAGUCGGGACGUUUCUUACUUCACAUCCACCAUUGUAUCAUGAUUAUCAAUGACACGGUAUGCCUUUUGCUAACGUAAACCUUCUGUAAAUGUUACUCAUGACGAGAUUGAAGUAGAUAAUCAUAGUGUACUGUACGGGGCAUUUGUGUGCCAAUAAAUCCAGUCGAGAAAC